Messenger RNA from Beta vulgaris subsp. vulgaris (sugar beet), 822 nucleotides. RefSeq lists its product as uncharacterized. The transcript is spliced from 4 exons. The record is from RefSeq and is a predicted model, not a curated record. NCBI's taxonomy places the organism in Eukaryota, Viridiplantae, Streptophyta, Magnoliopsida, Caryophyllales, Amaranthaceae. Bases 1 to 822 code for a protein of 273 amino acids.
AUGACGGAUGUAAUUGUUUAUUGCUAUUUGCAGUUUGCUGGUCUGCACAUCAGUCCUGAAAAAAGUAACAUCUACUUAGCUGGAGUAAACAAUGAUGAAGCUGUUGGUUUAAUUGAAGUGAGCAAUAUGCAAAUAGAGUCUAAGAAAGCUCCUAUAGCCUGGAGUAAAUUUUAUGAUCCUAAAUCCUAUGGUGGUUGGAAUCUUGUUAACAUGAAUCUAUGGAAUAAGGCUGCAAUGCUAAAGCUUUUGUGGGCUAUUGCUUAUAAAUCUGAUAGAUUGUGGGUGAAAUGGGUUCAUGAGUACUAUAUUAAAAGAUUCACCUACACUACAGGUGUCCAGCAACAUGUGCCUUGGAAAAGGCUUAUCUAUAACAACCAUGCUUCACCAAAGAGCAAGUUUAUUGUCUGGUUAGCUAUCCAAAAUAGAUUAGCCACCACUGACAGACUUCUUAAAUGGAAUGUGUCUUGCAGAGCUACUUGUAGUUUAUAUGAUAGAGAGGAUGAAAGUGUUGAACACUUAUUCUUUGCGUGUGCUUAUGCUGCUAGUAUCUGGAGAAGGGUGUGUCUGAUCAUCUGUGUCACAAGUUCAGGCAGUACAUUUGAUCAGGAAUGUGCCAUAGCUAUAGCUAAAGCUAGAGGAAGCACUAGACAGGCAAAGAUCUAUACAAUGUGUUUUAGUGAAACCAUUUAUGCUGUGUGGGGUCAAAGAAACAACAAAAUUUUCAAUGGCAAGUGUUUAGAUUGUAGUCAGGUGGUGAAAGUUAUUAUUUUCAGAGUUGCUUGCUUAUGUAAAGAAGAUGAUAGACAUUUGUUAGUCUAUUAA